Molecule: messenger RNA, 726 nt
Organism: Lachancea meyersii CBS 8951
Lineage: Eukaryota; Fungi; Ascomycota; Saccharomycetes; Saccharomycetales; Saccharomycetaceae
Source: the annotation of a GenBank genome assembly
AUGAAUGUGCUAGCACAUUGCAGGGUGUAUCCGCUCUCUACAUUCUACAAACCCUCUGCCGUUGAAAUCGACUGGCUGGGUAAGAAUUCAUUUGGAAACGUGGUGCUGGACUGCGAGCAGAGUCCCUCAGCUCAAAAAAUCGGCUCCAUAGGCUUUUUGCACGUAAUUGAGCACAGUUUCCGUGUUUCUGCGUUCAAACAGAGUCUGCUGUCGAGACUCGUGGAAAAGUCUCCGAAUCAAAGCUUCGUUCUGGUGAUGGAUCUGAUAUCCUGCUGGAACGGAACUUUGCCAGAGCUGCAGCAGGAUGAGAAGGCCGUAGCGUAUCUCAAUUCGCCCUCGCUCCUCAACUUCGAUUCUCUGAUCAAUUUUCUCGUGCAACUGAACGAAAGCCCCCAGGAUGCGUUAUCGCGGUGUCAAACGCCAGUUUCGCUGCAGUAUCAACUGGCUGGAAUCUUCAUCGAUAAUAUUUCUUACUACACGCACGAUCACGCGUCCUACGAUCUCCUACUAAAGGUUUUGCGAAUGCUACGGGCCACAUACGGGUGCUUUAUCGUGACCGUUGGGUACGGUCUGGAGUUCUACAACGGGGUCGAAAGAGCAUUGGUGGAACCGUCUCAUUUGACGUACGAAAUUCCAACUCGUCUGCCAAUAUUAUAUGUGAAAAACAUGGAUUGCAUUCUUUCAAGAGACACCGAAACUGACGCCAGAGUCGUUGAUACGAAGUAA